Molecule: messenger RNA, 7346 nt
Organism: Perca flavescens (yellow perch)
Lineage: Eukaryota; Metazoa; Chordata; Actinopteri; Perciformes; Percidae
Gene: ubtd1b
Product: ubiquitin domain containing 1b
Exons: 4
Coding region: 691-1443 (250 amino acids)
Molecular function (GO): protein binding
Source: RefSeq, a predicted model, not a curated record
UGCGCUAGCUCCGCCGCUAGUCACCUUUUACCAGCGGAGAGGGAAGCAACCAUACCAUGGAAGCGACAUUGGGGGGGAUUUAAAGAAUAAUAAUUCUGGAGACAACGUCAAAGAAUAGAAGUGGUACACCAUGGUCUGCGAGGAACUGUAACUAUCAACUGCAUUUGGAAUAAACUAAACGUGUAAGGAAAUGGUCGGGAGUGCGCGGAAGUUUGUGUUUACUGAUGUUUUAGGAGCUAACUUAGCUGGUUGGCCCUGUUAGCUUGUUAGCGAGGAAGGUGCGCGCUGUUUGGACUGCUGGACAUUUACAACUAGACCAACUUAAAAGGGAAAUGCUGGUUAUAUCCUAACAUUUCAAAAAGCGGUUUGGAAGAUCUUGCGGCGGCUUGCUGAUUUGGCAAACUCAGGUAGCUAGUGCGGGCCAAAAGCUUUGAAUUUUGUGGGGUCGUGUCACAACACAAACAGCACUGAUACCUGAAGAGAGAAAACGCAUUUUAAGUCACCAUCUUACAGGUAAUAGGUCAGCUCAGCGCUAUAUCGACCAUCCUCUCGUUACCGUGUAAGCUGCUACGGAUGACCCAUAGGUUUGCAACCCGUCUUCCUCAUCGGACCUAGUUAAUCGUCUUCGUCCGUGAUGGGCCCCCUGUUCAGCUAGUACGACGCGUGGAUACAAUCUGCAGCCCAUUAACCAUGGGAGGAUGUGUGGGGAGAUACUGGCAAGGCUGGGAGGACACACAGAGCCGAGGCUCGUCCAGGAACGGUGGACGAGGAGGACGUAACGAGCCUCUAAAGAAAGAUCGUCCCAAGUGGAAGAGCGACUAUCCGAUGACCGAGGGCCAACUACGGAGCAAGCGGGACGAGUUCUGGGACACAGCGCCAGCCUUUGAGGGCCGGAAGGAGAUCUGGGAUGCCCUGAAAGCUGCGGCCGUGGCCUUGGAGUUUAACGACCACGAGCUGGCCCAGGCUAUAGUGGACGGAGCCAGUAUUACACUGCCACAUGGUACUCUCGCUGAGUGUUACGACGAACUGGGGAACCGCUACCAGCUGCCGGUCUACUGCCUGGCUCCACCCAUCAACCUCAUCUCAGAGCGCAGCGACGACGACCCCAGCGAUAGCCCCGAACCCCCUGUAGCACCCAAGAAGGAGUUCCAGCUCAAGGUACGACUGUCCACGGGCACGGACCUGCGCCUCAGCGCCAGCAUGGGGGACACCAUAGGGCUACUGAAGAAGCAGCUGCAGGCCCAGGAGGACAUCGACGGCGCCCACCAGCGCUGGUUCUUCUCCGGGAAGCUGCUCACGGACAAGACGCGGCUGCAGGACACCAAGAUCCAGAAGGACUUUGUCAUCCAGGUCAUCGUCAACCCGCAGGCUCUCCGAGCCCCAAAGCAGUCAACCACCGCCUCUCCUGCGCCUGAAUUACCUGAGGACCCAGAGGAUAGAUAGAUAGAUGGAUGGAUGGAUGGAUGGAUGGAUGGAUGGAGGGUAGUGAGGUGGGUGGCAGACACUUAAAGGUCCUUUUUUUCUGGAUAACUUACGCUUUCUGAGAACAGUUUCUGUUAUUGAAAUAAAAUCGUACUGUGGAGGUACAACACUACUUUUGUAGCGUUAAAAAAAAAAAAAAAUAAUAAUAAUGAGGGAGAAACUCAAAAGUGCUGCUUUCUUUCACCUACUACGUGUCAUUGUAUCACUCUCGGGGUCUGCUGGCUUGUUCUUUUAAGGGAAUCCAUUCACCACACCCCAACUCUGAAGAUCCUCGUCCCCUUAUCUCCAAGUAAAAACAGAACUUGUCAACCACAGACAAUGUGCACAUCCUGCUGCUGCCUCUGCCCCUUUUUUUUUGUAAUCUGCACUAACACUAACUAAGUGCCAAUGGAAGAAGAAAUGCAGAGGUGUUUUGGGUUGGUUCUAAAGCACAUUUCUACUGUGACGCACACGGACUCUGCACCGCAAUCCUCUUUCUCCUCCACAGAAAGAGGAGGGGGGAGGCAGAGAGUGAGAUACGGAACAUUUUUGUUUUUUUUCUCUUUUCUCUCCCACCCACAUUCUUUCUCUUUAUCGAGGAAAUAAUGUAAACUGAGCUUUUUUUGCACAUUUGAAGAUUAUUACUAUACUUUUUGUGGUAGUUUGUGUGCCUUCUACAAGAUGAAACAAAAAGGGUUUAAUGUCUUGCAGACGCUAGUUGUACCGCAAGGCUAAGCCUUCUGUAUUUUUUUAGAUUCAGGAACUCUUACAUCGAUCCAAGCUAUGACUGCUGCCUUUUUCUUUUUUUUCUUUUUUAAAAUGAUGAUUUCAUGAAUCUUGCGGACAAAUUGUGUGUGUGUGUGUGUGUGUGUGUGUGUGUGUGUGUGUGUGUGUGUGUGUGUGUGUGUGUGUGUGUGUGUGUGUGUGUGUGUGUGUGUGUGUGUGUGUGUGAGAAAUUAUGUAUUUGGCCCAUAUAAUUUCACUUUAAACGUAGCUCACAGAGACGAGACUGUUUUUCUGGUCAUAUAAAGUAUCGAAAAAGAGAAAUUCCUCAUGCCCAAAUUAUUGUCUUAAAAGCUGCAUUAUUGACCACUUUAUAACCACCCCAGACCACUAGGGGGCAGCAACACAGCCAUGAUGUAGUCGGUUCAGUUGCUCAGACCUUGUUGUCCCUUUGUUUUCACCACCUGAUGAAUGUAAAUCCAGUAUUCAUUCGCCUUUUUAUGCUCGAUGUGGUCCAAUAACUUAAAAAAAAAAAAAAAAACUGUCACAUUUGUUCGCUUGAUGUUUGACUUUCUUCACCAGCAUUCAGACUGCUUGUGUGAGCUUGUUUGCCACAAAUGGCUGCCUGUCGUUUCAUAUGUGCGAUUAAGAGCCAUUAUGAGUCUAUAUGGAGCGGUGAACCAAAACGAUGAGCUGAGGGCCGCAAAGAACUGUCGAAUUAGAUGUCGAUUCUCAUUGGACCUCUUUACAGGAAGUCAUUUGUUUUGGUGUUAACAUCAAACAAUUGUUUAAAGGGACACGGAUUUGGAAUAAUUUUUAAAAGUAAGCCAUUUUCUCAUAUGAACUCCGGUUAAUGUCCACCGAAUUAGGCGCAGACAAUGUCCAAAGUUGCCAUUUCACACAUUGUUGCGCACAACAGCAGAUUGUCGCGUCAUGCGUUUCCGCUUACUGGCAAUAACUCUGUUUGGUUUAGACGAGGGGUGGUGCCUAGGUAAAGUGCGCAGCCGACAGGACAUGAAUAGGAUUACGCCACAGGGACACGUAGCCGAUUCAUAAUUGGGUCGUAAAACGACGGAGCCUCUUGCCGUCCCCUGAAUUUGUCUGAUGACAAAGGAUUCGUCCCUAACACACACCAGCUGAACCUUUUAUUUUCCCUGUAGGAGGUUUCUUUUCUUCCAGUUUUGCGCAAGCCCCAUGAUAGAAAUGUCAUUAACACUGCCACUCGCCGGAGUGGAGAUUGGACAUUACACAGACUUUGUGCGAGGGGAGCUGGCAAUGUAAAGUUGGUUCAACGUCCGGUCCAACUGAUUCUGACAUUUGCGUUCUCGCGUCCGGCUCCUCCGGGUAAUUUUUAGUUAAGUGACUUCUCCAGGUAGGGAAGUGGGGGCAUGUAAAAUUGCCUAGAUACAAGAAUAAUCUCGUACGGAACCGGUCAAGAAACAUUCAGUCUUUGAACAAGCCAUUUAGCCUGUUUCUCAGGUUGACGCACGACCUGCCUUUUAGACUGUGUAUAUAGAAGUACAGCUGCGGUGACUGACCAUUGUUGCACAGUUGUUUGAGUUGUUCCACCAGGUUUGUCACCAACCACAGUGAAACGCGUCAGCCACAAAAAUUGCCUUGAAUUUAUGCUGCUAAGUUCCCAUUAGGCCUGACCGUGUGCGUGGUAAAACACUGUGGCUACAUUCACGCUGCAGCUCAGAUAUUUCCCUUUCAAAUGUGACCCAUCCCAUUUUUGUCUAAGCACUGUGAAUAUCAAUCCCAGCUGCAUUUAGUUUCUUGCUCCCAUGGAUCAUAUGUAAGUAAUCCUAGCACGCCAUUUAUCUGAACUCUGAAAUCACAAUGAUUUCAGUUAUAUGCUAGACUACAUGGCAGCUUUUCUGAGCAGUGUGUUGGCACAUAAAGCAACAUGACACCGAUCACAAUUCUUUUUUUGGGGGGUGGGGUGGGGUUUGACAUAUCCGGAUAUACAAUUCAAGUGUACACGGGAUACAGUUCCGUUUGAACUUGGCUCGCAGGACUGAACGAAAGUAACCUGAUAGGACAGAGUGUGAUCGGUUCCAUUCAGGCUCUUUGGUAGCAUGAAUGUUCCAGCUUAAAUUUUUCAUCUUGAAUUUUGGUGUCUGAAUUUAUCCAACUUGAGCAACUAGACUUUUUGACCUGAAUAUUUUAGACCUGCAAAAUGAAGAAUUUGAGAAACUUUAAUAAUUUUUUUUUCUUCAAAAGGGGCUGUACUAAAAUAACAGUAAACAAACAUUUUCUAUGGAAAGAAAUAGUUCAGUAAUGGCGUGUGCGUGUGUGCAUGCGUGUGUUGUAAUCCGUGCUUCUCUGUUCUUUGUUUUGGUAGCCGGUCCCUAUUUGGCGAGUCGGGGGAACAGUCUGCGAGAACCGUGUGGAAGCAGCCAUUUUUUUUCUUCUUCUGAAUACUGAGUACAGCCUCCCUAAAUAUUGGACACUUGAAUUUUAUAUUGGUUUGUGAAUCUUACUCAAAACAAAAGCAAAUAUAUAAGGGCACCCCGGAGAACGCAAACGUGUUUUUUCGCGUGAAUUUUCGGGAACUACUUUUCACCUAUCAUUCCGACACCACGUGUCCAUCCAUUUGCGUUAUAUGCUCUGUGAUUCGGGUCCGCUACAAAACGUAAUUGGAGCUUCCUUGGUCCGCGCGACACCCUUCCAACAAGUUUCAUGGAAAUCCGGCCAAGUAUAGUGUUUUUUUUAAAUCGGAAUCCUCCUUGACAAAAACGGACAAGCAAACUGAAAACACGACCUCGUUGGCGGAGGACUUUUUUGAAAUUGCACAACCUACUAGAAAUUUCAAAGAGGAUAAUUCAAACCACGUGUAUUCCCAACGGGUAAAGCAGCAAAGAUGCGAAAGUCCCUACUCGGCUUCUUGGCCUGACUGUCACUUCCAGGUCAUGUUGGUGUCAAUUUGGGUUACAUCCCAGAAUAGAUAUUCAGGCCAAGUAAGGGUUAAGAAUCUUUUCAUUCACUGCUCCUGUCUUAGAGAGAAUGAAAUAAAAACCAUCAGAGUGGAACCUAACCGAGCCACGGCUCACCCCAUCAAUGAAAAUGUUUAAAUAAAAACAUUUGUUUGGGGUCUCUUUUCUAUCCAGUUUCAGCCUUGAAGCUAAUCACAAUCAACCUUUUCAUUUGCUUUCCUUUUACAAAUGUUUUUUUUUUUCCCUGGGAAUAUUUCCUAAUCUAAUUGUAUGCAAACUUGACUAAGCAUUUUUUUCCUCUGUAUGUGCAAUACAAUAGACAUAGACCUCAUAUCUUUUUUUUUUUUUUUUUUUUUUUUUUUUUUCAGACUCUACAGAUUUCAUAGAGCACCAGUUUACGAGUAUUGUUAAAAAAAGGUCAAUCUGCAGGUGCGAGCCUGCUGUAAUCUGACGCCUGUGUCAGAUAAUCCAAUGCCUCUGUCAAAAAUGGUCACGUUUGUCACUUUUGAAAUGUAUAUCCAAGCUGUCGUCUUCAGAUUGGCUCUCAUAGUUCACAGAGUAAAUAUCUAAACAUUAAAAAUAAAAAAUAAGAUUUUCCUCUCCCUGUGUCCAUUUUGCAAGCUGCCCUGCACGUCUCGGCUGUGAAAGGUAUCAUCGAGCUGCUGUGGGGGGGUGCAAGCUCCGUUGACAACUUCAUCGAUAGUGCCUCGUGUUACAGUGUCCUUGCUGGAUUGAGCUGGACGUUUGUCCUCAUUAUAGCGCUGUCUGUCCCUACGCUUGCUCUGAGUUUCAACUCCUUUUCCAACUAUACGCUACAACAUGUGACACAUUACGAGAAUGUAAACGGGCUCAAGGUGUCCCUUAGUUUGCCACUUUCACAGAACUCCAGAAGGAAUCCUCUCAUUGAGGGUUGUAUUUUUCCAAAACCAAUCCCUUUUUACCACCAGCAAUUCCAUACUGUAUGCCACUCCAUAUUGAGAGAGCGAAAGAGAGAUUUAUAGGGGGAAGGGCAUACAAACGCUCAAUAAUGUGCGUUUCCCUUUUAAUGUGUUAUUAAAUAGAUGAGAUGUCUCCACCGUGAACAGUCAGCUUAAGAAAACCGUAGCAAAUGAUGAUCAAAAUAUCGCAAGUAGCCAGCUGGAACUCAAAGUACUUUCUCACUUGUGAAAAGAGCAUUAAGGGCUACAGUGCUGCUUUUAACAUAGCACAUCUAAGAUGGUAGUUUCUUAUCUAUUCAUUUGCGAGCCUUCUAAGCUAAGGAUACACCAUAGCACUUGUGUGUUGAUUUAGCUUGCCUAAAGCUAUGAAUUGCACUACAGUGUGUCUCUAGCAGUUAAAGUUAAAGUUUAAGCCCAGUGCCUGGCACAGCCUGCAAGUUCCGCCUCUUAUUGUAGUAAAGACUAAAAGGGAAAAUUGUGAAGAUUCACAAGAAGUUUAGCACCCACAUUCUUUUUUUUCGGGAGUAGUGGCUAGGAAAGGUUGUAAAAAUUGUGCUCAAGGCUACUUUUUUAAAAUUUCAGGCAUUUGGAGGAGACAAUCUAUGAAAAACAAAGCACCUCAAAGAGUUUGACAAAAAUAAAUAAAAAAAUAAAAAACUCAAAGUCCACAAACUAGCUUUUUGCAGAGCUUCUGCUCAUUUCCCUGCAUCUUCCUCAAUGGAUGCAGUUUGCUUAUUUCUCCCAUUCAGUUUUGGUGUUCUAGUGUUUUCCAGUCAGGAGCAAUGCAAACCGACACCAAUCAAAAUUACACACUUUGUCCUGCCCUCAUUAGAAUGUUUGCACAUGUCUACACUUCUGAACACAUGUAAGACUUGACUUUUUGUAAUGUUACACACGGGUGGAAGCGACUUGCGUUCGAAGUCGGUUAUUACGCUGGUGAUAAAAGCCAUAAUAGGCCGGGGAUAUUUAUUUUAUACUUACGUGACAACCAGUACCACUCCAUACAUCCCUGCUCUUCUCCAAGAACUCAUUUUCCCAGAGGGUAUUGCAGUUAAAUAAAGCUUUCACACAGAAAACAAGCCAUAGAGCGCUCACUAAAGAGAAAUCUCAAACAUUGUUUUUCAAAAUGUCCAUUCAAAUGUGUCUGUAUAUUGGUUGUGACAUGGAGAUUCCUCGGUGAUUAAUGACACCAACAAUUUAUUGUACACUCGGUGUGUUCAUUUGUACGCUGAUUUUGUUUUCAAUCAUCUUUUUAAACUGUUGAAUAAAAUUGAGUGUGAAAAACGGA